CAGCCGUACUGUUUUUUCAUUUACAGUAAUAUACACUCAAUUUUGAGGUGGUCCCAAAAAAAAAAAGCGGCGCAGGUGCUAGAACGUUACUGUAAAUUUGCUUUUUUUAUUAACAGUAAAAAAUGUAAAUUUUACAGUUAAGUUUUACUGUAAAUUUGCAGGGUUUUUUUAUUUACAGUAAAGAAGUAACAUUUUUGUGUAAAUUUGCAGUUUUUUUUUGUUUUUUUUUACAGUAAAAAACUAAAGGACAAUUUUACAGUAAAAAUCCGUCAGGACUCUCACGGUUGUGUUGGAUCCACUAUGGAUUGAACUUUCACAGUAUCAUGUUAGACCCGCUCGACAUCCAUUGCUUUUGCCCACAUAUGCGGUCCUCUCCAAGGUUUCUCAUAGUCAUCAUUGUCACCGUCACCGACGUCCCACUUGGGUGAGUUUUCCUUGCCCUUGUGUGUUGUGGUUUGUGCAGCCCUUUGAGACACCAGUGAUUUAGGGCUAUAUAAAUAAACAUUGAUUGAUUGAUUGAUUGAACUGAGCUGACGUUUUCAAACCAUAAGAAAGCUGUACUGUCUUUACAUUCAGAGUAAUAUACACUAAAUUUUGAGGUGGAAUUCUUGCAUUUAACCGUAUUUUUGGGAUAUUUUAGUUUUUAAAAAAUCUAAUGCAUUAAAAAUGUGUAAUAAUAUUAUUCACUGUUGGCCUUCAGUGAAAACGACUUUACCGGAAGUUGAUUUCGCUUACGCGGUGUGUAAUGGCGACCUCUGGUGUUGAGAUUUUGUAUCACUGCUUAUGCUGUACUUGUUUAUAAAAUGCGUAUACAUUAAAGUUUAAAAGUGAAAGUACCAAUGAUUGUCACACACUGAUGAAUAUUACACAUUACGUGCAGGAUGCGUGUAAAUCGCGUACAAACGUGGGUUCAAGCGGGUACAAUACUUCAAAGACUUCGAGCGUAAUGUCGUGUUAAGGAAGACAAGUGUGUCAUCUCCAUGACAACAUAUUACGUCAUAGCACAUAUAAAUGAGGGAUUAAGUGUCUUGCUAUUUAAUUACAUUUUUAUUGUUGUUGCCAAUUAAACGAAAAAAUGGCCGCCGACAACCAAAAGAAAAAGGUCAUCAGGUCAGCAAAUAUUUUGCAAAGUCAUGUAAUAUUUGGGCGGGGUGUGCACGUGCCUUCCUGGGUCACGUGACCGCUGCCGUAUCCUAGCAACGCGUCGCCAAACAAGCCCGUCUUAAUGUCGGCCGAACUAUUUAUCUUCGCUCUCAUAACUCUUGUUGUUUUGUAAUUGUUUGUAGUUGUCGUUGUAAGAAAAUGAGCUCGGAGGUGUUAGUGUCGAAGCCGCAGUAUGACAGCCGAGCGGCGACUCCGGGGCUCCUGGAGUCCGAGGGGGCCCCGUUAGAGCCGGAAGCCGCGCCGCCGCUAGUUAUCCCGGGCUUCCGCUCCGCUAAGUACACCCCAGCCGACUGGUUCUCCAGCUACCGCAGCCUCCUCCAGCAGGCCGGCGCCGACCGGCACUCGGCCCGCAGCAUCCAGGAAGAGUCCCGCGUCCUCUGCCAGAAGACGGAGAACACGACGGUGAAGAUGCAGACCAACGGCAGCCGCCUGCUGGGGGAGAGGCUCCAGGACAUCCACCGCUGGAAGUCCGAGCUGCAGGAGCACAUCGGCCGCCUGGUGGCCGACAUCGAGGCCUUGCAGGCGCUGAAGCUGCGGCUGGAGAAGGCGCUGGACGCCACCGAGACGCCCUAUGCCAUCGCGGCCGAUAACCUCACCUGCAGGAGCCGCAGACUCGGGCCUGACCUGGUCCGGGACUGCGUGGAGGAGGAACUCAUCAAGGAAGUGGAAUUGAUCAAGAGUAUCCAGGCUCUCCUGAGGAGAACCAUAGACCAGGUUUCCACUCAGAUCAAUUUGGACAGAGAGACCAAGAAGACGCUGGAGUUUGAUUGGUCGGAUAAAUAUGAGGCCUACGUCCUGGACACCCAGUGUGGACGCUUCUCCAACAAAAGCACGGACACGCAGCAUCACGUCGUCUCUGCCAACAUGCUGCAUCAGGUGUGUAACGUCCCCUCCUGGAUCAAGUUCACACACACCAACAUCAACAAGGCCCGCAGGGAGGAAAAAUCCUCACACGACCUCAAAGAGCUCUCGGAGCAGGUGCUCCUGGACACCACCAAGGACCUGAGGGUCCAGUGCUUCAAUGUGGACCAAGCCUUCCUGCAACGCUGUGCGGAGCAGAUGGAGGCCAAGAUCCAGCUGGAAAUGCACCUGAAGCAGACUUUGGAGCAGAUUGGAGCCCAGGAGAGGAACAUCGAGGCUCUGCAGAAGGCCAUCCAGGACAAAGACGCCCCUCAGAGAGUGACUGAGUCUAGGCUGUACCGUCGCUCUCUCAGACCCAACAUGGAGCUCUGCAGGGAUGAGCCCCAGAUGAGCUUGGAAAAGGAGGCGAGGCAGAUCAACGCUACCCUGGCGUCGCUGCAGCAGGAGCUGAGCGACGCCCGCAGGUCGCUGUCCCACCUGGAGGAGACCCGCAUGGCGCUGGAGAAGGACAUCAUGUGCAAAGCCAACACGCUGUUCAUCGAAAGAGAAAAAUGCAUGACUCAGCGUAAACUGUACCCGACCAUCUCCACCCUGUCUGGGUACUGAAGAACUUUGCGAGGUUAGGUUUGAAAACAAAGUGUGUGGUGUAGUUGCAGUGUUAUUUUACCCACGAGCACAUACUGUACACAAAGUCCCUUUUACAUACGUGUUGGUGAGGAUCUGGAUAAAGGGACUAGAUAGAUAGUACUUUGUUGAUUCCUUCAGGAGAGUUCCUGAAGGAAUCCAUAAAGUACUAUCUCAGCAAAUGAGUUGGAGACACUACAGCAUCAAAACAGGACGUAACUUAAUACUAAACAAUAGUCACUUUUGUAUAACAUACUUUACAUUUUAACGUGCACCGUCCUUACCUUUGACUACAAGGUUCAGUUAUCAUUUUUUGAGUAUUUUGUGCACACAAAAUUUGGUGCAUUUUUGGCCACCUUGCAUAAUGAAUGUCUUCUUGGAAUACGCAAGCCAGAUUCUAAUCAGUGGCCUAGUGGGUAGAGUGUCUGCUCUGAGAUAAGUUCAAACCCCAGCCAAGUCAUACCAAAGACUAUAAAAAUGGGAGCCAUUACCUCCUUGCUUGGCAUUCAGCAUCAGGGGUUGGAAUUGGGGGUAAAAUCACCAAAAAUGAUUCCCGGGCGCAGCCAACGCUGCUGCUCACUGCUCCCCUCACCUCCCAGGGAGUGAUCAAGGGUGAUGGGUCAAAUGCAGAGGACACAUUUCGCCACCCCUAGUGUGUGUGUGACAAUCAUUGCUACUUUACUUUUUAACUCUAAAAAUGUUUUGUGUGUAUAAUCUGUGAUCUGGAUAAUUUAUUUGUAUUUUUGAAGAUAAUUGUAUAACUUAACACAAUAUUAGCAGCAAGUUCAUGUGAUCUGUUUUUGAACUACUCACUGCAUCAGUUAAGAUGAAUUAAUACUUCUCUUUAGUAAGUUUAAGAUGAAAUAAAUAACUUCCAAGUGUUUUCUGGCCUCCAGUAUCACAUGUUUUCUACUUGCUGUGACAAUAUCACUAAAUUAUACAAUGUGAAUGUGUUUGUGGAGGUUGCCCACCAGGGGGUUCUUCGGACCACCAAUCAUCGUCAUGAGAUUCAGGUUCAGAAUAUAUAUUAAUUUUUCCCAAAUAAAGUCUGUUACAUUUCAGCAA
This is a messenger RNA of Nerophis ophidion (straightnose pipefish), 3714 nucleotides long. RefSeq names its product tektin 4 (gene tekt4). Lineage: Eukaryota; Metazoa; Chordata; Actinopteri; Syngnathiformes; Syngnathidae. The coding region runs from base 1303 to 2631 and encodes 442 amino acids. The record is from RefSeq and is a predicted model, not a curated record. Gene Ontology annotation, biological process: cilium movement involved in cell motility; cilium assembly. Gene Ontology annotation, cellular component: sperm flagellum; microtubule cytoskeleton; nucleus. The transcript is spliced from 7 exons.